UCACUUUACUCUCGCAGUUAAAGUCUGUCACUCUACUGCUCCGGUUUCAGCUGUUCCUUCAGAAAUCAAACUCAGACCAAGAUGAUCUGGACCAUCCUGCUCCUCUUCAACGGGAUCCUCUUCUUUUACUUCAUGUCUAAUCGGACACGGUCAAAACGAGAGCCUCCAUUGGAUAAAGGUGUGAUUCCGUGGUUGGGACAUGCUCUAGACUUUGGAAAGGACGCUGCCAAGUUUUUAACAAGAAUGAAGCUGAAACAUGGUGACAUAUUUACGGUUCGUGUCGCUGGGCGCUAUGUUACCGUCCUACUGGACCCCCACUCGUAUGACUCCGUUCUUCAGGACACAACUUCUCUGGACUUCACACGUUAUGCACAGGUGCUGAUGGACAGGAUAUUUAAUCUGAGGCUUCCAAAUCACAAACCUGACUCGGAGAAGGCCAUAAUGAAAAGGCACUUCCACGGUGAAAGCCUCUCCUGCCUGAACCACAACAUGCAGAACCACCUACAAACUCUUCUGAUGUUUGAGACAACAGCCACCCAAAACCAGACAGACUGGAAACACGAUGGCCUGUUUGGCUUCUGCUACAGUCUUCUAUUUAGGGCUGGAUAUCUCACACUUUUUGGUGGAGAACAGAAUAACAAUUGCACAGAUGCUGCCAAAGUCUAUAAGGAAUAUCAAAAAUUUGACAGUCUGCUGAUCAAGAUGGCUCGCACCACAUUAAAGUCAGGAGAGAAGCAGACAGCCGGCUCAGUGAAGCAGAGGUUGUGGGAGCUGCUGGCUCAGGCUGGUCAGAGGGAGAACUCCAGUCUGUGGCUGCAUAGCUACAGGCAGCACCUGGAGCAGGAGGGAGCUGAUGAGGAAACUCAGAGAAAGGCCAUGCUGCUGCAGCUCUGGGCCACACAGGGUAACGUGGGCCCUGCUGCCUUCUGGCUCCUGGCCUUCCUGCUGACCCAUCCUGAAGCCAUGAGAGCCGUGAGGAAAGAGUUUAACAGCAUCACACUGUCUGGGACCACCACACUCGACCCACAGAAGCACACACCUGUGUUUAACAGUGCCCUGGAGGAGACCCUUCGACUCACUGCUGCUCCGUUCAUCACUCGCGAGGUGCUGCAAAACAAGACUCUGCACAUGGCAGAUGGACAAGAGUAUGAUCUGAGGAGGGGUGAUCGUGUGUGCCUCUUUCCUUUCAUAAGCCCACAGAUGGACCCUGAAAUUCAUCACAAGCCUGAGCAAUUCAAGUAUGACCGGUUCCUUAAUGCAGAUGGAACGGCCAAAGAAGACUUCUUCAAAAGUGGGCGGAGACUGAAGUAUUACACCAUGCCAUGGGGAGCAGGAACCAAUGCUUGUGUGGGAAAACCAUUUGCUGUCCAGUCCAUCAGACAGUUUGUGUUUCUGGUUUUGUCUCAUCUGAACAUCGAGCUUAGUGACUCUGAAGCUCAGGUGCCAGCUGUGGAUGCCAGUCGCUACGGUUUUGGAAUGGUACAACCAAUCAAGGAGCUUCCAAUCCGGUAUAAACUCAGAGAGCGGUCCAAUCUCCAAUAACCAUCCAGUUAUUUUUAUAUAUUUGUGUGUAUAUAUUUAUGAAUAUUAUUUUUUUGUUAAUAAUCAAACAAAUGGUUUUUGUAAUGAAGUUAAUGAAUGUAUUUUGCUGAUGUCCUUUUAUGAACAUUUUUAAUAUUUAUUUUAAAGUAAAUAUUUCUGAAACACUGACUUUUUUGAUAUAUAAAUAAAUAUAGACGUUUUAACUA
Astyanax mexicanus (Mexican tetra) is the source of this 1748-nucleotide messenger RNA. RefSeq names its product prostacyclin synthase. The transcript has 10 exons. Gene Ontology annotation, biological process: prostaglandin biosynthetic process. Gene Ontology annotation, molecular function: heme binding; monooxygenase activity; iron ion binding. The coding region runs from base 82 to 1542 and encodes 486 amino acids. The record is from RefSeq and is a predicted model, not a curated record. Lineage: Eukaryota; Metazoa; Chordata; Actinopteri; Characiformes; Acestrorhamphidae.